UUAUUUCAGAUUUAUAAUUUAACAUAAAUCUUGAAAUAUGGACCAAAUAACAGACUCUUCAAUGGCAGAAGGGUCAGAUGGAAAUGGCACGACCUCUGACCCUGAUGUGAAAGGUGAUAAUACGGCAGAAGGAACAGAUGAGAUGGACUUGACCUCUGACUCUGAGGUGAAAAGUCACAGGAAGAAGGAACCAUUUCCCAGAGAAGACUUCAACCCCGAUGAAUGGGAAUUAGUCGAAGAAGACAAUUGUUUAAUCGAAUUGCAUGGAGUCGCGCGUAAAAAUUAUCUCAAAAAAUGUGAUAAAGAUCGAGUGAAACUUAUCGGAUUAUUUGAUGAAAACGGAAAAAUGUUUCUACAAUUGGAUGAACUUAUUUUUAUGGGUGAACCGACAGAAACGUUUGGCACCAACGCACUUUUUGAGGAAUAUUAUUCCGACGGGGAAUCUAGUGAGGAUGAGGACACAUUCCGUACCGUGACACCGACUCCAGGAAAACAGAAAGUUAAAUUACGUUAUUUAACGCACACAGAAAAAAAGAUUUCAAUGUAUAGGGCCUUGUUAGUAGACAAGACGGUAGAUGAAAAAAGUGAAUCUCAAUGAUUAGGGUUUUCCCCCAUAUUGGCUAUUUUCAAUUUUUUCCUGGGGGGAGAUAUGGACUCUUUUUCAUCCUUUGAUUUGUAUUAUGUUGUCAUGGUUUUGUAUUAUGGCAUUCAUGGUAUUAUUGCAUCACAUUUUUUAAAAUUGUACUCAAAUUCGUCCGAUGAUUAACUUCCAAUGAAAUUGCCCUGUUUUUAAAUAACUCAGCCAUUUAUUUUUCAUUGGAUGCCAAAUUCACUUAUUCUGGUCUUUCUAAAAAUUUUAGUUAUUUUAUUUUACGAAUCAGUGACCCCUUUAUAUUGUUAUUGGGUAUUGUUCAAAGUGCAAUGUGUGAAAUGACAUAUGAAACGUGCAAAGUGUGGAUAUGGGGGUCUCACUAUUAGUAAGGUAGAAGUCUCCCAAGCGCUCCAAAGUUGAUUGAACGAGGCGGAAGGAUAUUCACGAUCUGGGAGAGGGGAGCGCACGAAUGUGGCAGAAGCCGGUAUAGUUGAAUUAUUAUUAACAUACAUGUGCGUCAGUCUGAGUCAUCCAAGUCAAUCAAUCACUGAUUUCUAUUACAUGAGUUGGGUUACUUGUAAUCUUUGAUAAAUAUUGUCUUGACUCUUCAGUCCACAGCACUGGUUACCAGUCCAGCAAGGGUUUUAGAAUAUUUUGGUCACAUUGUUAUAGACUCAUGAUCUUUGGAUUUCGUUUUUUAAAUUAUUUCUUGUUCAUUUUUUUAGA
Molecule: messenger RNA, 1318 nt
Organism: Styela clava
Lineage: Eukaryota; Metazoa; Chordata; Ascidiacea; Stolidobranchia; Styelidae
Product: general transcription factor 3C polypeptide 6-like
Source: RefSeq, a predicted model, not a curated record